UUUCUCCUUUUUGAGUCUGUAUCUUCUGCUCCUCUUCCCGUGCCGUCUUGUCACGCUUUGAGAGGCAACUACCGGCGCCGCCGGCGAUAGAAGGGAAGCGGGCAGGAGAUGGGGAUUCGAUUUGUGUUGCUGGUGAACAAGCAGGGACAAACUCGUCUGGCUCAGUACUAUGAGUACUUGACUCUGGAAGAGCGCCGAGCUCUUGAAGGCGAGAUCGUCAGGAAAUGCCUUGCUCGCAACGAGCAGCAGUGUUCAUUUGUCGAGCAUCGUAAUUACAAGAUUGUGUAUAGACGCUAUGCUUCACUUUUUUUCCUGGUUGGGGUUGACAAUGAUGAGAACGAGCUCGCCAUUCUGGAAUUUAUUCAUCUUUUGGUGGAGACUAUGGAUCGACAUUUUGGAAAUGUGUGUGAACUAGAUAUCAUGUUCCAUCUGGAGAAGGCUCACUUCAUGCUGGAAGAAAUGGUCAUGAAUGGUUGCAUAGUUGAGACUAGCAAGAGCAAUAUUUUGAGUCCAAUUCAGCUUAUGGACAAAGGUUUUUAGUUUCAUCUCUUCCCUCUUUGUCCACAGGAAUUUGUUGUUCCAUUAUACUUUUUCUUAUCUGUUUAUUAUUCUUUUUUAAUCUUGAACAAGUUUUCCUUUCUUAAUGACUCAAAUGGUUUCUUAGGGUUUUUAAAUCUCAUUCUCCUGGUAAGAACUUGGCCUA
This is a messenger RNA of Dendrobium catenatum, 703 nucleotides long. RefSeq names its product AP-4 complex subunit sigma. NCBI's taxonomy places the organism in Eukaryota, Viridiplantae, Streptophyta, Magnoliopsida, Asparagales, Orchidaceae. The transcript has 4 exons. Gene Ontology annotation, biological process: protein transport; vesicle-mediated transport. Gene Ontology annotation, cellular component: intracellular membrane-bounded organelle. The record is from RefSeq and is a predicted model, not a curated record. Bases 109 to 540 code for a protein of 143 amino acids.